Messenger RNA from Papilio machaon (common yellow swallowtail), 1256 nucleotides. RefSeq names its product putative ribosome-binding factor A, mitochondrial. The transcript is spliced from 6 exons. The coding region runs from base 75 to 1121 and encodes 348 amino acids. The record is from RefSeq and is a predicted model, not a curated record. NCBI's taxonomy places the organism in Eukaryota, Metazoa, Arthropoda, Insecta, Lepidoptera, Papilionidae. Gene Ontology annotation, biological process: rRNA processing.
UUUAUCCAAGAAUAUUUUAGGUUAUGUUUGUUGUACAUAAAAAUUAAAUAAAUUUUUAAUAGUGUAGCCUUAAAAUGUUACGACGGUUUUAUCAUGUUUCUGCUACGCUACACAGUGUGAAAAAACAAGGGAUUAAACUUACGAAAAUGAUUAACCCUAAAAUGAAAAAACAGUGGUAUCCGUCGGAAACGAUGAAUUCAAAUCCAAUGCCUAGUAUCAAAAGUUUGACAAAAAUAAAGAACGAACCAGGUAAACGAGGAAUACGAAGAGUAGCAGUUUUAAAUAAAGUAUUUAUGAAAUACAUAACUGAUAUUAUGUCCACCGGAACAGUUGCUAUCAAUAUAGUUGGCAAAGGCAUCGAAAUUUCGAAGGUCAGAGUCACUCCUGAUUUCUUAACAGUAAAUGUAUUUUGGGUUUGUAAAGGCGAUUCCACAGAUGAAGAAACAGAAAGUCUGCUUAACACUAUUGCAGGAGCACUUCGCCAUGAAUUAUCCACUUUGAGAGUAAUGGGGGAAGUACCUUAUAUUGUAUUUGUUAAAGAUAAACAAGAAGCACAAAUAGCGGAUCUCGAUCGAAGAUUAACCGUAGCAGACUUCGGUGAAGACUACACUCCUACUGAUGUGGGACAUAUGCUAAAAACAGAGUUCACUUUGAACACAAAACUUUCACCUGAAAUGAAGGCGAAAAUAGCACAAUUGGAAGCUGAACUACCUGUAACAGAAGAUCCCUUGCCAGAAAUGACUCACAAUGUUUAUGGAUUAGAUCACGCAUUGAUCAUGAAUAGAUUACUAGCUGCUAGACGAAGGAGCAAGGAUGCAUGGAGUAGCCUUAAGGAAGACUCACCAGUGAUAACAUACAGAGCACCUGAAAACAAAGGAACUGAAGUCGACACUGGAAAACAGAAACAGGAAUUAGCUGAUUUCUUACUUAGAAGACAGAUUCUAGAGAGUAAACUACGUAAGCAGAAAUUUGAUAAUCGAGAAUGGGUCGAAGAAAAUGAAGACAGAGAAGUAAAUGAAUAUGAUGAAGAUUUUGAGGAAGAUUACUUUGAAGACUAUGACGAUCUUGAUUACGAUGAACGCCAUUUACAAAGUAGUGAAAAUAAACCUCCGUUAAAGUAGUUCUUAAUAUGGUUAGGUUAGGAAAUUCGAAUUUUAAAUAAAUUAAAAAGCCAGAGACGAGUCUAUGGCAAGAAUCGGAUUAUAAGCGUUACUUAUAGCCCGACUGUCGGGAUGAUAAGAUUUUUUCGCGUUGCA